This is a messenger RNA of Ailuropoda melanoleuca (giant panda), 1112 nucleotides long. It is a transcript of the gene RPL5, whose product is annotated as ribosomal protein L5. The transcript has 8 exons. Gene Ontology annotation, biological process: translation; ribosomal large subunit assembly. Gene Ontology annotation, molecular function: 5S rRNA binding; structural constituent of ribosome. NCBI's taxonomy places the organism in Eukaryota, Metazoa, Chordata, Mammalia, Carnivora, Ursidae. The record is from RefSeq and is a predicted model, not a curated record. The coding region runs from base 152 to 1042 and encodes 296 amino acids. Gene Ontology annotation, cellular component: cytosolic large ribosomal subunit; ribosome.
CUGGCGCGCUCUCUCUUCCACACGUCGCUCGCGUGAUCGUCAGUGCUACAUACUGCGCCUGCGCAGGGGCUAAGGCCUUUUCCCCCCCGCCGAGCGCUGCUGGGCCUCCUGGUCUGUGGCGAGCCGCGGACGCCGGUCUCUGUUCCGCAGGAUGGGGUUUGUUAAGGUCGUCAAGAAUAAGGCUUACUUCAAGAGGUACCAAGUGAAAUUUAGAAGAAGACGAGAGGGUAAAACGGAUUAUUAUGCCCGAAAACGCUUGGUGAUUCAAGAUAAAAAUAAGUACAACACACCUAAAUACCGGAUGAUAGUUCGUGUAACCAACAGAGAUAUCAUUUGUCAGAUUGCUUAUGCCCGCAUAGAAGGAGAUAUGAUAGUUUGUGCAGCUUAUGCUCAUGAACUCCCAAAGUAUGGUGUGAAGGUUGGCCUGACAAAUUAUGCUGCAGCAUAUUGUACUGGCCUGCUGCUGGCCCGCAGGCUCCUCAAUAGGUUUGGCAUGGACAAGAUCUAUGAAGGCCAAGUGGAAGUGACUGGAGAUGAAUACAAUGUGGAAAGCAUUGAUGGUCAACCUGGUGCCUUCACCUGCUAUUUGGAUGCAGGGCUUGCCAGAACUACUACUGGAAAUAAAGUUUUUGGGGCCCUCAAGGGAGCAGUGGAUGGAGGCUUGUCUAUCCCUCACAGUACCAAACGAUUCCCUGGUUAUGAUUCAGAAAGUAAGGAAUUCAAUGCAGAAGUACAUCGAAAGCACAUCAUGGGUCAGAAUGUUGCAGAUUAUAUGCGUUACCUAAUGGAAGAAGAUGAAGAUGCUUACAAGAAACAAUUCUCUCAAUACAUAAAGAACAACGUAACUCCAGACAUGGAGGAGAUGUAUAAGAAAGCUCAUGCUGCUAUACGAGAGAAUCCAGUCUAUGAGAAGAAGCCUAAGAAAGAAGUUAAGAAGAAGAGGUGGAACCGUCCCAAAAUGUCUCUUGCUCAAAAGAAAGAUCGGGUAGCUCAGAAGAAGGCAAGCUUCCUUAGAGCUCAGGAGCGGGCUGCUGAGAGCUAAUAAACCAAACAACAAUUUUCUAUGAAGAUUUUUCAGAUAAAGACCGUAAUAAACUUAUUCAUCAAUCUGC